UAUCUUCUGAUAUAUCUUUUGAAUUGCCUAAUUUCAACGAUGGUAAACAAUCAUGUACGCAGUUCACUUUAAUAGCGCCUGUUAUAGCGCGCAGUCAGGCCGCAGCCGUAAUAAUGGAUUCUGAAAAACAAACUGCGGAAAAUGGGACACAAGAGAAUAAAGCUUUUGACGCAUCUCCUGAAAAUGGUGUAAGCAAUAUGAGCAAACUGGACGUGAAAAAACAGGAUCUGAAGGACACUGAUUUAGAAAACACUAAGCCAACAAACGAAGGAAAAACUCAGGAAAGGCCAAAAUGGGACAAUCAAAUAGAAUUUUUAAUGUCAUGUAUCGCGACCUCAGUCGGUUUGGGCAACGUGUGGCGGUUUCCCUUCGUGGCGUACCAAAACGGCGGUGGUGCCUUCCUCAUCCCAUACAUCAUUGUCUUGCUGGUUAUAGGCAAGCCUAUGUACUACCUUGAGACAGUCCUUGGGCAGUUCAGCAGCAGUAAUUGUGUAAAAAUAUGGGCGCUAUCGCCGGCAAUGAAAGGUACUGGCUACGCUCAAGCUUUGGGGGCAAGCUUCGUUCUAUCGUACUACGUGUCCAUCAUCGCUCUAUGUCUGUACUACCUGGCCAUGAGCUUCCAGUCCACUCUGCCGUGGGCGCUCUGCGACCCUGAGUGGGAGUCGGACAAAGUCUACUGCGUGCCUUCAGGGUACACAGCACCUCCAGGCAUAAAUGGCACUAGUAGUGCAGAGCUGUACUUCACACAAACAGUACUUAGACAGUCCGAUGGCAUUGAUGACGGAAUUGGGGCGCCGAUAUGGGACCUGACUCUCUGUUUGCUAGCGUCCUGGAUUAUAAUAUUCGUGAUCGUCGCUCGCGGUGUAAAGAGUUCAGGAAAAGCUGCGUAUUUUCUAGCCAUCUUCCCAUACAUCGUGAUGUUCAUUCUGCUAAUCAGAGCAGUCACAUUGGAGGGAGCAGGCAAAGGAAUCAUGUUCUUCCUUACACCUGAGUGGGCAAAAAUUUUAGAAAUUAAGGUUUGGUAUGCUGCUGUAACCCAGGUGUUCUUUUCUUUGUCAGUGUGUUCUGGUGCACUUAUAAUGUUCUCUUCUUACAAUGGCUUCAGACAAAACGUUUACAGAGACUCUAUGAUAGUCACUACAUUGGAUACGUUCACAAGUUUAAUGUCAGGAAUCACUAUAUUCGGAAUUUUGGGAAACCUAGCCCAUCAACUGAACCAAGAUGAUGUUGGGGAAGUCAUUGGUUCUGGAGGAUCAAGUUUAGCUUUUAUUUCUUACCCUGACGCCAUUGCACAGUCUCCGUUUGUGCCACAGCUAUUCUCGGUGCUAUUCUUUUUGAUGAUGGCAGUCCUUGGUAUCGGUUCUGGCGUGGCGCUACUUUCCACGGUCAACACUAUUCUAAUGGACUCUUUCCCACGAGUGCCUACCAUUUACAUGUCCGCAAUAGCUUGUUCCGCUGGUUUUCUGCUUGGACUCGUUUAUGUUACACCGGGUGGCCAGUAUAUUUUGGAAUUGGUUGAUUACUAUGGCGGCACAUUUAUGAGGCUAUUUGCUGCUAUAGCGGAAACUAUCGGUGUCUUUUGGAUUUAUGGUUUAGAAAACAUUUGUCUAGACAUCGAAUUUAUGUUGGGUGUCAAGAGUUCAUUCUACUGGCGUAUUUGUUGGUCAAUAAUAACCCCAGCGAUUAUGAUAGCAGUGUUCAUGUACGCAUUGAUCACCACAGAGGCUCUCGUCUACGGUGGCACUUACAGAUAUCCAGAAGGAGCUUACAUUGCGGGCAACAUGCUUCAGUACAUCGGAAUUGCAUUGAUCCCCCUAUUCAUCAUCGCUGCCUUAUGGAAAUAUAGAAGUGGGGAUAUCAUUGAAACAAUAAAGGUGUCUUUCCGCAAAAAGGAAACUUAUGGACCUAGCGAUGAAGAACUACGAGAGCAGUGGCGUCAGUUCAGAUCAGAUGCUAAAUUCGACCGCAGCGUGCAACGCAAGAACUGGUUCCACCAUCUUGGAAUGAUCCUCAUUGGCGGAUAUAGAUGGGGAAAAUAGACGGCAGCAGCGGCUUGCUUACAGGAAUAUGGGUCAAUAACUCAACAAAUUACGAGAAUGUAAAUUAUUUGUAAUCUAAUAACAUUAUUCAUCAUUUAGUUGCGUAAUAAUUAUUUGUAUGACAAUAUUCUUAGAGCUAUGAUAAUGUACAUAUUAUUUAUUUAAUCUCAAAUAAAAUAUUUUUUAGUAUUAA
Ostrinia furnacalis (Asian corn borer) is the source of this 2232-nucleotide messenger RNA. RefSeq names its product sodium-dependent nutrient amino acid transporter 1-like. Bases 114 to 2039 code for a protein of 641 amino acids. Gene Ontology annotation, cellular component: plasma membrane. Gene Ontology annotation, molecular function: L-amino acid transmembrane transporter activity; amino acid:sodium symporter activity. NCBI's taxonomy places the organism in Eukaryota, Metazoa, Arthropoda, Insecta, Lepidoptera, Crambidae. Gene Ontology annotation, biological process: nitrogen compound transport; amino acid import across plasma membrane; sodium ion transmembrane transport. The record is from RefSeq and is a predicted model, not a curated record. The transcript is spliced from 14 exons.